Pocillopora verrucosa is the source of this 3941-nucleotide messenger RNA. RefSeq names its product heterogeneous nuclear ribonucleoprotein A/B-like. Gene Ontology annotation, cellular component: chromatin; nucleoplasm. Gene Ontology annotation, molecular function: RNA binding. Gene Ontology annotation, biological process: regulation of gene expression. The record is from RefSeq and is a predicted model, not a curated record. Lineage: Eukaryota; Metazoa; Cnidaria; Anthozoa; Scleractinia; Pocilloporidae.
GGAAUUUCGAGCAUUUGGCGCCUGAAGCUUUCAGUUUUGAAGAGAGUUGUUCGUGGCAUGGCGAGCACUUUAUAGUUAAAGCGAUGGUUAUAAGUUAAAAAUCAGCUUUGCAAAGCUCCAGGGACUUUGCGCGAUGGCCACCAGCAAAAUUGUGAAUGGUAUCGCAAGCCAGGCGGCCGAGGCGAAAAAGAGAAUGACGAAAGAGGACGACGAAGGCAAACUCUUCGUGGGCGGACUCAGCUACGAAACCACUAAAGAAACUUUGACGGAUUAUUUUAAUACUUUUGGUGAAGUUGUCGGUGUUGAAAUAAAAAUGGAUGCAUUGACGGGUCGCUCAAGAGGGUUCGCAUUUGUACAAUUUAAGGAUCCGAAACAAGCAAACGCGGUCUUGCAGCAUGGAGGUCCACAUUUAUUAGAUGGGAAAACAGUUGAUCCCAAGCCAGCAGCACCUAUAAAUAAGCCACCUCAUUUGAGAGUAAAGAAAAUAUUUGUGGGAGGACUAAAACCAGAGACCACUGAUCAACAGAUUAGAGACUAUUUUGGAUCAACUUAUGCACCGGUAAGAGACAUAGAAUAUGUCACAGAACAUUUAACCCAGAAGAGACGAGGUUUCUGUUUUGUUUCCUUUGAUUCAGAAGACACAGUAGACAAGAUUUGUGAAUUACAGUUCCAUCAUAUUGAUGGUAAUAAGGUUGAAGUAAAAAGAGCUCUUCCAAAAGAAGUUCAACAGCAGCAAGCUGCACUUCGUGCUGCAGUGGCAGGGAGAGGAAUGAUCCCAGCAAUUGCCACAGCUUUUGGAGUUGUGCCUGGAAGAGGAAGACCAGCUGCAGGUAUAAGCAGAGGUCCAUUCCGUGCUGGUACGGCGGCUGGAACUGCUGGGCUUAGUCUCACAGCCGCUGCUGCUGCUUAUAACCCUUCAUAUGCUGCAGCUGCCCUUUAUGGAGCACUUGGCACAGGUGCAGCCUAUGACACUGUCUACCCUACUUCCUAUGGUGGUAUACCUGGCUACCCAGGGUACUCCCCUGCAACGUUUCCCACCGCAGCCACAGGGUACCCCAGUGGGUAUGAAUUACAUCUCGGAGCCAGCAGAGAUGCACGAUAUCCAGGCAUGUGUAUGCCAGAUAGGGAUCACAGAGGUGCAAUUAGAAAAGAUUUAUUUAUCGGGUCGUCAUCCAACCUUUAAGUUUCCCAGAGAAGUACAGCUGUAUGUAUACUCCAACCAACAGCACUCAGCAUGAAUGCUGUAUUUAUUCAUGAAUUUUAUUGAGAGCCAGGAGGUCGACAUUUUCAUACAGAGUCUUAUAUUUUCUAUAAAGUGAAUUGAAUUUGUCAAGGUCAUUAUUUAAUGUACAUUCAUCAGUAUUUGUUGGUUAGCUUGGGUUAUUUCAGUGCACACCAGGGGCUACGUGAGCAUGUACCAAGGCCUUACCUGUUAGUGCGUAAUUUAUGUUUGCCAGAUGUUCUUUUGGUUUGGUUUUUUUUGGACCAUAUAUUUCUUUGUUUUUUUAAUUUUAGUUUAGCUGUUAGAAUUUUUCUUAGUUUCUUAUGAGUUAUAAGGAUCAUCAGGGUUUUGUUUCCUUAGAAGUGAGUACAGUUGGUAUUGAGAUCAGUAAAAAUUAUUUGGAUCUGACAUUGAAGAACAAAUGAAACUUAAACAUAACUCCAACAUCUGAGUCAUGAAAUUCUUGCAUCCCAAAGUUGAAGUGAUGAUACCCCCCCCCCCUAGAAAGUAUAGCUUUGAGUUUUGCAAAUGUUUCUUUUUUGUGUUGCAAUUAAGGCAAUAACAAAUGAAUGUGUAAUAGGGAUAGUCUACAUGGUACAAAUUGAAAGAAAGUACUGAUAAAUGUAAUGAAGAAUACAUCCUGUUAGGCCACUUGCAUCCUGUUGGGCCAUACCAGGCCAGACUAGAAACCAGUCUGUCCUGGUAUGCGGAACAAAUUUAGGCAGUCAAUCCAUAUGGGAAAGCUCCCUCUGGCUGCUGAGCCUAGAUUCUAGCCUGGUGGGAAGUUUCCAUUUGGUUACCAAUGUCAACAAGGGGCAACCUUGCAAGUUUAUCCCAGUAACCAGGCCGGAAUGUGCGUAUAAAAAUUUUCCAGCCCAGCUCCUGAGACCUUACUUAAAAACUAGUCAUUUUCCUCAAAUGCACAUCUGAAUUUGGCAAAGUGAAGAUUAUCUCAUAUACAGUACCAACGUGUAUACACAAGCCCCAUCUGUUUUCCUCAUGUGAAGAGGCCCUCAGAGCUGGUAUGUAAAUUGGUUGGAUAAACUGACUUCCACAUAGCUAGAGGACUGUCUUGUUCAUGUUUUGGUGUUGGAAGUAGUAAAUCAGUGGUCAAUGAAGCAUUUUCAUGAGAAUUACAAGUAUUGGUUUUUUUGCAUACAAGAUUUGUAACUAUUUUUUGAUUUGAAAUAGAUUUCCAUUUUUCCAAUUUUUUUUCUUGUUUUGCUCCUUUUGUGCCAGAUUCAUUUGUGUCUGACAUUCAAAGAAUGAAUCUGUAAAUGUAAAUUUCCUUGGGUAACACUCUUCUUCAAACCCAAACUUUUUUAGACUUCUUGAUAAUGAGGUAAUUGCAAGAUUGUAAAGGCUUGCAUUCUGGAGGGAAUAUUUGCUAGGAAAAGUUAGGAUUUAGGGCAAUUCACGUAGAGAGAGAACCACCAUGCAUAAAAGUCCUGUAAGCUUUCACCUUUCAAACAAUACGUGCAAAUGGCUCCCAAUCUUUAUGUCUAGAAACAAGCUGUGAAGAACUGCAUCUUGUGUAUCAGAUUGAGUCUUUCCACACGAAAUGAGCCAAAGAAGCAAACAAAGAUUGUGUUUGUAGUGGAAGAUAUUAUGUUUGGUUCUUAAGUGCCUAACAGGUGCUUUUAGUUGUGCAUUAUGGCUUUGCAAAACAGCAGUUAACAAAUUACAAGAUCAUUGUUUCUCAAUUUAUUUCCAGAAAAGGUAACUUGUAGGCUUUUACUUUCAUUGUCUAUCAGCACAAGUUUUCUUGGCAUGGGUCUAAACAUAUGAAUUGUGGGCCAUUUAGUACCAAAAUUAUCAGGAGAAAAAGUGUGUGCUGUGAACUUUAAGGAAGAUUUAAUGUUUGGCCAGCUACAGAGUUGAUUAGUGUAUAAUCUACAAAAAUGUACAAAUCACAUAUUUUUCAACACAAGAAGGGUUUGUAGUCAUUGGCUGAAGACAAAAUGCUAUCCAUUCAUUGUGCACAUAUUGUUUUAACAUCAGCAGUCAUUGGUCAACAAAUGAGCUCUUGUUUUACCCUUGCAGUGUUGACCUCAAUUUAUCAUGCAAUGUAACUGGUCUCUCCACCAGUUGCUUUUUCAAUUAAAGGUGGAGGUAAGGUGCUUUCCUUAAAACAGGUCUGUUCAACCGGGAGAAUGGGUUCUUUUUGGUGUAUAUGAAAAGAAAGUCCACCCCUUGUGUCAGGUUUGUGCAAUUCUGUAUUUAUUAUGGCCCAAAGAAUGGUGAAACUGUAUGCACCAUGAUUGUUAAUUUGUAAACUCUUGCACAUUGUGUUGCACACAUUUGACAAAGGGGCAAAGAAAACUGAUAAGUCAUACCCAAAGGAUAGGUUCCCUUCCCCCAGCAUCAGUUUUGUUAGAUCUCUGAAUCCAGGGGUUCCAUUAAGAUACAAGAUUAUCCAAGCAAGGUGUUCUGACAAACUGAGAGCAUCCUUUCAUUUUAUUAGUGGAAGAAGGAAAGAACUUUUGCAUUAGCUUAGGUUAGGACUGCAAGGGUAAAGUUAAGACGGAAAGAUAAUGUACGUAUACAAGUCUUGCAAAGCAAGAGGGUGUUCUGUGUUGAAUCAUGCACAGUUUUUGUAAUAUUUUCCCAAAGAUAUUGAGAUUACCCUUGCGUGUAUAUUUUCUUAGUAUUGUGUUGUGUUCAUGAAGUUCAUUCUAGCUUUUAAUCAAAAAUGAUACCUUUAUUUUCCUUUGGAAAA